This is a messenger RNA of Serpula lacrymans var. lacrymans S7.9, 2190 nucleotides long. RefSeq lists its product as uncharacterized. The transcript is spliced from 14 exons. The coding region runs from base 1 to 2190 and encodes 729 amino acids. The record is from RefSeq and is a predicted model, not a curated record. Lineage: Eukaryota; Fungi; Basidiomycota; Agaricomycetes; Boletales; Serpulaceae.
AUGUCUUCUCAGAACUUUAUUUACUUGCGAGACUCUCUCAACUAUGAUUCCGAACACCCAGAGGACCGAAACAACCUAUUUGCCUUUUCUCCCGACAUCCUUCCUCUUUAUCAGACCAAGAUCAAAUCACUUGACAGAUUAACGGAGACAUACACGGAUUUUAUAGCCCAGACCGUUGUCCCGGAGGAAGAAAAUUACAUUUAUCUUCGUGGCCGCGCCUCCAAUACUGCCAAAGCAGCCUCUAACAGUUUUACCGUUUUGAAAGUUGCAAACGAGCUCAUCCUUUGGCCUCAAGUCCUCAAGGAUGCGACGAACGUCGGCAAGAAAGCAAUUAAAUUGGAAUACUCUCCCGGCUCCGUAUCUGACGGGGACCUAGCCCUCCCUGGCGUGACGGCUUCCCUCAAGAAUGAUGUUUUCAAACCGGAGAACAGGGGGGCUCGUCAUGAUGCUCUCCUUGUCUACAGUGGAGACAACUCAUUCACCAAACUCCCGGAUGCGAAGAAUCCCAAACAGCUUCUUUCCUCAGUUGGUAGCCCGACCACAUUCGCCUUCCUGAAUGCUAGAAUUGCCGAUCCUGUCUUCGAUGUUUAUAGUUGGUCUACCCGCCUUCGUUUCUUCGACGAUUCUGGUGUUCCGGUCAGGCUUGAGCUCGAUAUUGAGUCGAUUGGUAUUCCUAACGGCUUGGAAGCAUCCAUGUAUUCUUCAGAUUCCAGGUUGACCAUGUCCAGCACACCCAUCAUCAAUGGGCAACGAGUCGGGACUAGUUUAAGCAUCACAGGCGAAUACGACAGCCUUAUCACCAUUCAAAUUGUGAAGACGGAUCCAACUGUUGUACUCCCCAAUUACGCUUCUGUUUCUCUCGUGGCCAAUGUUAUCCAGAAGCUUGGCAAAAUUGAGGUUGCUACAGUCCUUGGAGCUGAACAUCUGCUCUUUGACGAAUCCAUCCGACUGGCGAGGAGUCUCGUCAAAACCAAACAGGCUGGAAGUACCGUAGAAGGGUUCUACUUCCGUGCCGAUAUUGGCGAUACGAACGUUAUCCCUCGAACUGGUCCCCUUUGGAUAUCUCCAGACGUACAGCCAUACGGCACCACACCUGAUGGGGACUACGAUAUUGAUUUUUCUCCUCAAAACUACGACAUCGAUAUUUCUACCAACCGUGGUACCAAGUCAUCUUUUGUAUCCCAGUCCGCCAACUAUAUCUAUUUGAGGGGAAACACGACCAUUCCCACCCACGUCGAACUAUCACUGUAUGCAAUCCCUAAUAAUCUCCUCAUCUAUCCGGCAAAUUAUGGACAACAUGUGAUCUCUGAAGUGGAUGUGAAUGGCAAUAAAGUUGCCGCCAUCCGCGACUUGGUCCUUACAAAACCUGGUCCUUGUGCUGUUGAUAAUCCUUUCAACUUUUUCAAUCCUGUUGAUCCCAAGACUCUUGGCUCUGAUCACUACUGCCUCAUAGGCGAAGCGAGGCUUUGGGCUGCCGAUCCUGAUGACAAACCGCUUUGGCCGCAUCAAGUCGCCCUUUCGACCGGAUCAGAUAUCGUGAGCUGGAUUUUGAAUACGCCGACAGUUGCAAACAGGAACAAUGCGUUUGUGAACAAUCCGGAUGCGGCGACUCAGGAUUGGCAGGUUAAUAUAACUGUUCCUGCUGAAUUCCCUACGACCACUAGGUGGCAUCUAGAGUUUGCUUGUACAAACAUGCCUGUUGGGGGAUUUAUUGCUAUGUCUGCCACGGGUAAUCUGAACUUAAACAUUGGAAAGACUCCUAUCACCAAUGCGAAUCAGGUUGUUGGGGUCAAAUUUACAGGUGUACAGGGACCAUACCCGAUGACCGUCACUUUCUACUGGUGGCAAGGCACUGGUACAAGUAUCCCGGCAGAUUCUAAUACCUCACUUCAGGGUGUCCUUAGGAUCGACCUUGGAGGCGCUUCCGCCUUGGCGUCAACUGACAGAGCUCAAAAGUGUAGCCCCGAGUCUCUUGAAUAUCCAUUGGUCAUCGGACCCGACUAUCCUAAUUUGAGGUCCAACAAGAAAGCAUUGGCAGGAUGGCACCAUCCUGCUGCCAAGGGUGAUACGAUCCUUGGAAAGGCGCACCCUAUACAGGAAAUCAAAGCUCCGGGUAGAUAUGAGGAUGGCACGUACUCGAAGCCUGUCUACAGUGUCGCCAUCGGUGGUGACGGCAAACGCUUUUACUAG